Messenger RNA from Sphaeramia orbicularis (orbiculate cardinalfish), 1112 nucleotides. It is a transcript of the gene kcnmb2a, whose product is annotated as potassium large conductance calcium-activated channel, subfamily M, beta member 2a. Gene Ontology annotation, biological process: detection of calcium ion; potassium ion transport. Gene Ontology annotation, molecular function: potassium channel regulator activity; calcium-activated potassium channel activity. Gene Ontology annotation, cellular component: voltage-gated potassium channel complex; membrane. Bases 1 to 1017 code for a protein of 338 amino acids. The record is from RefSeq and is a predicted model, not a curated record. Lineage: Eukaryota; Metazoa; Chordata; Actinopteri; Kurtiformes; Apogonidae. The transcript has 7 exons.
AUGGGAAGGCGUGAAGCCAGGUGUAAACAAGAGCUCACAGCGAGGAUAACGUUACACUACGAGCUAACUACACAGCUCACUACCAAACUGGCACACAAGAGGAAACCAGAGAAGAGGAAGAGGAGCUGGAAAGAGACGAGGGAUGUGGAAACGUGUUGUUGUUGUGCCAGGAGAGGACCCAAUGACUUUGUGUUGACAGCAGAAGUGUUCGCAAUACGGCAGUUAUCCAAAAAUUUAACAACCAAUAUGCAUCAAAGGUCUUUUCAGCGCUCUUCUCAUUCUGGAAAUCGAGGAUCAUCAGGAAAGAUGUUCUUUGUAGCAGGGGCCAAAAGCUCAGGAGGAGGAGGCAGAGGAAAUGAAAGGAGAUCAAUCUAUCAAAAAUUUCGUGAAGUAGAUUUAUUGGACAAGAAGAAGACAGUGACAGCUCUAAAGCCCGGUGAAGAUCGAGCUAUUCUUCUGGGUCUUGGAAUGAUCCUCUCCUCAGUCAUGAUGUAUUUUGUUCUGGGGAUCACCAUAUUACGCUCCUAUGCAGACAGUGUGUGGACAGAGGAAGGUGUGUGUGUUGUUCUCAACUCCACGGUCACAGCAGACAUGAACUGUUCCUACAACUGUGGGUCAGACUGCUGGAGAGUCUCCAAAUACCCCUGUCUACAGGUUUAUGUGAGCGUCAAUAACACGGGCCGUGUCAGCCGUUUAUCUCACAAUGAAGAGACCCAGGACGCCAGCUCUGAAUGCUUCUAUGUGCCCAGAUGCCAGAAGGACAGCGUUGCUAUGCACACCGUGAUCAUGAACAUCUCUGAUCGUCUGAAGGUGAACCAGCAGGUCCCUUGUUACUACGACCCAAAUGAGCAGCAGGAGACCGUCCUCCUGACCCGUUUGUACGACCACAGCGUCGUCUUCCACUCCUUGCUCUGGCCCUCCUGCAUGCUCACAGGAGGCGCCCUCAUCAUUUUGAUGGUAAAACUCACGCAGUAUCUCUCCAGACUGUGUGAAGAGAUCGGGAAGAUCAAGAGGUGAAAUACGUGCAGCAGCUGUAAAAGCCAAGCAUAUGGUUUGGGGAUGGCAUGAGAAGGAUUUUUUUUUAACCAAAUCCCUGGCUGUGACCUCUCACA